This is a messenger RNA of Entamoeba nuttalli P19, 663 nucleotides long. RefSeq lists its product as hypothetical. Gene Ontology annotation, molecular function: deoxynucleoside kinase activity. The transcript has a single exon. NCBI's taxonomy places the organism in Eukaryota, Evosea, Mastigamoebida, Endamoebidae. The record is from RefSeq and is a predicted model, not a curated record. Bases 1 to 663 code for a protein of 220 amino acids. Gene Ontology annotation, cellular component: cytoplasm; mitochondrion.
AUGGUACAUCACAUAUUCCUUUCAGGUUCUGUUGGAGUUGGAAAAUCAACUAUAAUGAAACAGCUUGUUUCUUGGCUAAGUUAUAAGUUUAGAGUGUAUCAGAUGAAAGAGUUUAUAGAUAUUGAUACUAAUGGAAUGUCUCGCUUGAAAGAAUUCCAAGAAAGGAUAAUUUCAAAAUAUACCUUUCAUAAAUAUAUAAUAUAUUGGUACAAGCAACAAGCAAAAAGUUCUGAUUUUACUUCUGCUGAUAUUGUAUUAUGGGAGCGUCACCCCAUUGAAGCACAUGAUAUCUUUUGUAGUGGGACAGAUGAUAUAAGUGAGAUGGAAAAAGAAGAUCUUAAUAAUGAAAUUAUUAAUUUCUGCAAAGAUUAUUCAAUACCAUUAGCUCAUAAAGGGUAUUGUGAAGUGACGAUGCUGGAUACAGCUAAUCAGACAGUAGACGAGUUAGUGAAAACGAUUUAUACGAAUUCACUUUCUAAAAUUAGAAUGGAUGAACGUCAAUUUAAUUUCACGUUCUUCCUAUAUUGUUCAGAUAUAGAUGUGCAGUAUAAACGUAUCACAGUUAGGGGAAGAAAUUCUGAAAUUCAAUUCUACAAGAAUAGAGAAAAUCUAUAUUGUAUCAACAAAAAAUACUUCGAUUAUUUUAUUGAAGUCAUGAAUUAA